Xenopus laevis (African clawed frog) is the source of this 12624-nucleotide messenger RNA. It is a transcript of the gene akap13.L, whose product is annotated as A-kinase anchoring protein 13 L homeolog. Bases 163 to 8229 code for a protein of 2688 amino acids. Gene Ontology annotation, cellular component: membrane; cytoplasm; actin cytoskeleton. The record is from RefSeq and is a predicted model, not a curated record. Gene Ontology annotation, biological process: MAPK cascade; adrenergic receptor signaling pathway; regulation of Rho protein signal transduction. The transcript is spliced from 39 exons. Gene Ontology annotation, molecular function: guanyl-nucleotide exchange factor activity; MAP kinase scaffold activity; diacylglycerol binding. Lineage: Eukaryota; Metazoa; Chordata; Amphibia; Anura; Pipidae.
CCUGCCAGCGAGCAAGAACGAGAUUGACGUGCCUCACAGCCAAUCCCGCAGUGGCAUCGUUCAUUGACUAGAAGCGUUGUCUGCUGAGCGCAUGCGCCAUAAAGACUCUUACUGUCCGGAGUGCGGUCGGAGCGGAAAGUGAUACAGUGAGGCCAGUGGUGUAUGCGAGUGAGUACCAUUCUGUGCUUUCUCCUUGCGGAUACUGGAAGCGUUUUCUUUUGGAUCUCCGGGCUCUGGCGUGCAAGCGGGACCCUUUGCUGGGGAUGUUCGACCUCUGGGACACACUUGUUGGAUAAGGAGGAGGGUGACUGUGUCUUAACCGUGCAGCUCACACAAGAAAGUGAACUAGUAGAUGAUGUAGUUUUCUUCCUUCUGUUUGUUGGCUCCACAAGCAAGCAUUUAACCAGCACUCGGAAAGUUAAUUCAGCAACGCUAGAAACCAUCACUCCAGGCCACGACUGUUGUGAGCGAGUAAAGGUUUCCCUGUGUGCUUCCAAGAAAGACUGUUCGGUUGUGGUGGCAGAAGAGGACUUUGAGUUUAUUCAGGAUGAGGCAUAUGACUCCGCUCAGUUUUUAGCUGCUAAUGCAGGCAACCAGCAGGCACUUAUAUUUGCCAGGUUCUUAGAAAGAUCAAGACCAUCUACAGGGGAUGCUACAGUGCUGGAUGAGAGGAUCACAUUGGCUUUUCAACAUCUAAGCUUGCCAAGUGGAUGGAGUGUGCUCGGAACAGACACCUGCAUAAAAGAUGGCCACCUGCAGGAGACAUUGAUGCACUUUGCUGCAAGACUGGGUCUCUGUCAGCUCUCACAGUUCCUUCUGAAGCAGCCUGGUGGUAAAACAGCUCUUGCCAUAUAUAAUAGUGAAGGGGCUACACCUUUAAGCCUGGCAUUGGAAAGAGGCUUCCUGAAAUUACAUCACCUCUUUACAGAGGAACAAACUGAUGAUCCAGACAGUGUAGAACCUCAUGUUGACUUUUCUGAAGACACCUGCGUGAAGCACCACUGUAGGUUAAAUGUUUUCACCCUAACUAAGAGUUCUCAAGUGGAACCUCACAUCAGCAUGGAACAUCAUAUUGAAGAGUUGAAGGAAUAUAUGCAGAACCAUUCCCAGAGUAAGGGAACCGAAGAAAUAGCAGAGUGCCAAGCACUGACGGAAGAGUCUGACAGUUCAUGUUGCCCACAUCACAACACAGCGAGUAGUGCUGCUGAGAAGGAUCUCCCCUCUGGAGCAACUCAUCAAGGAGACCUAGAAAAUACUGGGGGGGCAGCGAUGCUUUCACUAAAUGUUUUAAGUGAAAUAAUGGAAGAAAGCUGUGCCAAAUCUGACAAUGGGGUGGACCCUGUGGGUGGGGAAGUUGCAGUUUUUUCCUCUGAAAGUAAAAAAGAUACAGAAGAGGAAGAGGUGGUGCCUGAGUCUAUUGUAGAGGCAGAGAAUCUGUCAGUUACAGGCGACCAUGUAAAAGGCUCUUGCACUGAAGUACAUGCUGCCGAAUUACCUCUUUCCUGUGGAAAUUCAAAUGAGGAAACUGGAAUAACAUCAACUGAAUUAGGCUCGGAGCAAGAAAGUGUGCUUGAAGGAGAUAAUACCGAACAGGAAAUGAUAACCGUUAAAGAGGGCACAGUAGCAAACUCUGAAAUUACGGAAGCUACACACGAAUUCAGCAAUAUCACUAACCACAACAUCGUGGAGAUGGGGCAAACUGUGUCAGGCUACUGUACAAGCAAUGCAAACACUAUGGAAAUGCACAGUGGCUCAGAGAGCAGUGAACUGGAAACUGGGCCAAGGGAUCCUCUGGUCAACCUGCCUGCUGACUCCAUUAGUGUUGGGCACAUCUGUGGGACUAAUAUCUGCUCCUGUUCUGUGGCUCCAGCAGAGUUGGUACCAAAGCAGAAUGCAGCAAUUAACAGUGAGUUGGACUGCAAGGGAACAUCUGAGGACACUGGAAUAAAUGAAAUCAGUGAAUGUUGUGAUGCUGAUAAAAGUACUGAAAAUGAAAUUCCUGCUGAAACAAAGGAUAGUCCUUGCAAUUUGGUUCAGCCUUCAACAGAAAUUGCUUUUUGUGAUCCAACUGCUUCUGAACCUUUGACUUGGCAGUCAGAAUCUGAACAAUGCAAAAAAUCUUCAGUAGUCAGAACUGAGGAUGAAAAGCAGGAAAGUUCAGAGACAGAACCACUAGGGGACAGACUAACACAGCUCGCAAACUGUGAUAUGGACAGCCACUCUCAGGGCAUAGAGAAAGCUAUAAAUGAUAUGUCUCCUUCUGACAAAGAAAAGGAAGGAAGUUUAAAUUCUGACAUCCCAUGUAGCAAUUGCCCAGAAGAAGCCCUGUCCCCUGAACUAUCCAGUUGCCAAAUAGAAGAAAAGAGUGCAGAAGGCGACCCUUCUAUAGCUGCCUGCCCCAACACCAAUUCUCAGAGCAUGUCACCUCUUGGUUUGCCUGUUUCUGAGCAGCAGCUACCAACACUCAUACAGCUUCAUGCAGAACUCAUUGUAGCUGAAAUUUUGCAGGAGAUUAUAGAAAAGCUAGACACCACAUCACUUCUUACACAGACUGCACAACAACAAACUGACUGUCUGCAAGAAGAGACUAAGCUUCCACCUGCUGGCCACUCUGCAUCAGUGCAGGAGGAGGAAGAUCAGUCUGUGUGUACUGGAGAGUGUAAUAAAGUCUUUGACACUCCCUCUCUGCUUAGUAAUUAUGAUUCUCUGCAAAAGCAGGAAGUAUUAGCAGCAGAAGAUACUCUGAAUAGUAAUGCAAACACUGAAAUGCAGAAAACCACUCCAGCGUGCAAGCAAAGCAGAGAGCAGUUGCAGGUCAACACCGGUGUAGAAGAUCAGGCAGAGCCUGAACCAAACGUGAUGCUCUGCGAAACAUUUAAAGAUGGGGGUCAAGAUGAAACAUUACCUAUUUCAGAUGUUUUCCAGUGUGACACUGAUUGGGGAAAUGAACUGCCAUUGCAGUGCUGUGAUUGCACUGAAAGUCUUGCUGCAGAGAUUGAGGAAAAUACAACUCUGUGUAACACAGUAGACCUGAAGGAGUCCACAGAUAAGGAAUGUGUCUCAGAGUCAACAGAAGAAACUGGAGUAAAAAUGACUUUUGUAAACCCAUCUGAUAAUGUAUUGGAAUCUGAGACAUGUCUUGCUACUUCUGAAAAAGAGGAGCCUAGGGGAGUUGAUAGCAAGGAGUCAUUGCCCGCUUAUGAUAAAGAUGGGGAGGAUUCUGAGCUGGUGACCAUCACUAGGGUAUGUCUUCACCCUAUCGCUGAGGAAUCAUUGCUCAAUGGUGACUCUGCUUCAGAUACAGCAUCUACAAGUAGUGAAAGUGAGGAAUCCUUGCACUCAGAUGAUUUGGAAAAACUUCUAACUUCAGAUGCAAAAGAAGUAGAAACAGCCCAGCAAAUUCUGAAUUCUAACUAUCAUACAGACAUUCCUUUAUCUGAGGAAGUGCACAUCAAUGUCUAUUCAUUGGAAGGUCCCAAUGGAGCAGUGGAUGUGGAGUGUGAGGCUUGCAUCGUAUCUGGGUUAUUGGAGACAGAAUCUGUAAAUGGUUUAAGCACUGAUGCACCCCAAGAUAAGGAGAAUUCUGUCCAGGACUCUGAAGUCACUGAUUCUCUUAAAGAGGAUGAUUCUGGAUUUGACUUGUCUAUCACCAUGGAGGAGACUACUUACCCCAGCAUAUCCGACACAGAGAUUCUCCCAGAAGGUGUUGAUGGGCAAGCAGAGGAUGAGGUAGACUUUAUAAAACCCUUACAGACCAGCUCCGAGGCACAAAUGAUUAACAGAGAAGUCUGCUGUUCCAUAGAGCCCUGCUCACAUUCAGACCUCCUGGAAUCCAAGCAACCUAAAGUGUGCAACAGCAGCAGCGGGUUUCUGGAGGAUGGACUCUGCAUCGAAGACCCUUCUCAAGAAAAGAAUAAGAGGGAUUCUGCUAGUGAAUCUGACAUGUUCCAAGUGUCAUCAGAAGCUCUGGAUGAGAUGGUUUUUCCGAAGAACGAAGAGAGUCCGUGCCUUUGUGAUGCCAGCAGUUCUAGUUCUUCCACCGAUGAUACCGCAUCUCUUGAAAGAAACUCUUCCCAUGGUAGCGACAUCUCCCUUCCUCAGACCAAAAAAUUUAGAGACAGACUCAGCUUGGACAGCAGUUGCAGCAGCACGGUUACGGCAUCUGUAGAAGAAAGGGAAAUCGAAAACACUGGCAUAUCUGAGAUGGAAGGAGAAGAGAUGGACAGCAUCACUGAAGUCUCUCAGCACCCCUCGCGAUCAAAGAGCUCCAUGCGCUCCCUGUCACCUUUCAGGAGGCACAGCUGGGAGCCCGGCAAGCAUGCUGCCAAUGACUCCGAGAUCAACCGCAGAAGUUCAUUUCGAGUUCUGGGGGAUGUAAAGAAACCUUCAGUUCAUAGAAGAAGUAUGAGCUGGUGCCCUUCUGAUGCAAAGUUAUCUCCUAUGAGAGGGGACUUUAAUUACAGAAGUUAUAGUUUAGAAGGCCUUGCAGGAGAAAAUGAAGAUACCAACCCUUCAGCUGCUCAUGAUCACACGUCUUCUGAUGGAAGCAAUUUAAUUGGAAGCUCUUCAUAUGAAAGAGAGAAUAGUGGUUCGUUGGCUUCUCUUACUGAAGAUGAACCAGGCUUUCACCAGAGGCCAAAUAGAAAAUUUCUGCAAAGGCAGGAAUGUGAAAGAUCUUAUAUCCAUGGUUUUGGUCCUCCUCCUGCCUCUCAUUUAACAAAAUCUAUGUCUUUAACAGCAAUUAGCCACAACUUGACAGAAACUCAGGGCCGGAUACGACCAAAGAGGCGAAUUUCCUUCUCCUUCAACAUCUCUCCGCUUCUUCCUAAAUCUAAGCAUGUCUUUUCUAUUGGCUCAUCGUCCAGUGAUGACGAGUCAGAUAGUUCCCGGUCUGUAAACAUAACAAGUGGUUCCAUAGCUCAAAGGCAACUUACACCUCUACACAAGUUGUGCCGGCAUCCCGACAGAUAUAUAUUGUUCGUCAAGCUGGAGCACUCAUAUAAUGAAGAACAACUGCCUGGGUGCAGCAUAUCUGAAGAAGGAUGCAACCAAUUACCUCCAAGCCCAUCUCGGAAAGACUUAGAAGGAAAGAGCGAGACGAGAGUCAGCCGCACAUUCAGUUACAUUAGGAGUAAAAUGUCAAGUGGCAAGAAGAGCAAGGAAAAAGAAAAAGACAGGGAUAAGACGAAAGAAAAGGACAGGGACCCCAAAGAAAAAGAAAAGGAUAAGAAAACCGUCAAUGGCCACCAGUUCAGCGCAACACCAAUAGUAGGACCCAUUCCCUGCAACAACUGCAUGAAAACCUUCUCCAAUAAGGAUGGAUAUCUAUGUGCCAAUUGCCACUCAAUUGUACACAAAGGCUGCAGAGAAAGCUACACUGCCUGUGCAAAGGUCAAAAUGAAGCAACAAAAGACGCUUCAGCCUCAUGAUACAUCUUCAUUACCAGUGGUUAUGAUGAGACCUAAAGGCUCUCAAAUUAAGGAGCGCCCGCGGUCAGCAAUUUUGGCCCCAGAGGACAAUAAUUUCUCAGCUCUCAUCGGUACAAGAAGGUCUCAAAACCUUUCUAUCUCAAAGAGUAUAUCUACACAGAAUAUUGCUGGAGUUGGAAAGGAUGAAAGCCUUUUGGGAAGCUGGAAAUAUUUGUCGCAGUCAACAGACUCGUUGCACAAAAUUAGCAAGGUCCAUGAGUCUACAGAGUCCCUUAUUGAUGAGGGAACUGAUAUGAAUGAGGGGCAGCUCAUGGGUGAGUUUGAGAUGGAUUCCAGGCAGCUGGAGGCAGAGUCAUGGAGCCAGGCUGUGGACAGCAAAUGUGUUCGGCAGCAAAAGAAAGAUGUUGUUAAACGCCAAGAUGUCAUUUAUGAGUUAAUGCAGACAGAGAUGCACCAUGUCAGGACACUGAAGAUUAUGAGCGAUGUGUACAGUCGAGGAAUGGGAACGGAGCUGCAAAUGGAGCAACAAGUGCUGGAUAAAAUAUUCCCAUGCCUGGAAAACUUGCUCAACAUUCACAGCCAGUUCUUCCAAAGGAUUCUAGAGAGGAAGAAGGAAUCCUUGAUUGAAAAAAGCGAGAAGAACUUUGUCAUCAAAAGGAUUGGGGAUAUUCUUGUUGAUCAAUUUUCUGGUGAAAAUGGAGAGCGGAUGAAAAAGAUUUAUGGUAAAUUCUGUGGACACCACAAUGAGGCCGUGAAUUACUUCAAGGAUUUGCUUUCCAAAGAGAAGAGGUUUCAAGCAUUCAUUAAGAAAAAAAUGAGCAGCUCGGUUGUGAGGCGAUUAGGAAUUCCGGAGUGUAUUUUACUUGUCACACAAAGGAUCACAAAGUAUCCUGUACUUCUACAGAGAAUAUUAGAAAAUACCAAAGAAAAUGAAGCUGAGCAUCAGGAUGUGUUACAUUCGCUCAAUCUAGUCAAGGAUGUGAUCACAGCAGUAAAUAGUAAAGUCAGUAAUUAUGAAAAGAAGAUGCGCCUCCAUGAUAUCUACAGUAAGACAGACAGUAAGUCUAUCCAGAGGAUGAAAAGUGGCCAGAUGUUCGCUAGAGAGGAUCUGAAACGAAGGAAAUUGGUUCGUGAUGGUCCACUUUCUUUAAAGUCAACAACUCUCAGGACUAAAGAUGUGCAGGCUGUACUUUUAUCUGAUAUUUUGGUAUUUCUACAAGAAAAGGAUCAGAAAUAUGUGUUUGCAUCUUUGGACCAAAAAUCUACGGUAAUUUCCUUAAAGAAACUAAUAGUACGAGAAGUGGCGCAUGAAGAGAAAGGCUUGUUUUUGAUAAGCAUGGUGGGGAAGGACCCCGAGAUGGUGGAAGUACACGCAAGUUCUAAGGAGGAACGCAACAGCUGGAUUCAAAUUAUCCAAGACACUAUUAAUGCAUUAAACAAAGAUGAGGACGAAGGUGUUCCAAGCGAAUCUGAAGAAGAGCGACGAAUUCUGGAUAUGAAAGCUAAGGAGCUGACAGAGCAACUUCACCAGAAGGAUCAGAAAAUCAUAACGUUACUAGGAGAGAAAGAGAAGAUCUUCCAAAGUCUGACAGAGUGCAGCUUGCAUGAUGAUGGCUCUCUGUCCGUCACUAGCAGAAGUUUCUUCAAAGCAAACUCAGAGGAUGCACCAAAGGGAGAACCACUGAUUAAAAGUGCAGUCACAGAAGUGGAGACACUCCAGGGCCUUGUGAACCGGAACCUAUGGAGCAGUGUAGGGCAGCAGUCUCCUAGCCCCUCAGAGGCUGAAUGUGGAGUGGGGCCUGUUUCACUCCCCCGAAGAGCAGAGACAUUUGGAGGUUUUGACAGCCAUCAGCUUAAUGUUUCAAAAGGUGGAGAGAAAGAUGAGGGAGAAGAUACACAGGAUCUACGCAGAACGGAAUCAGACAGUGUUCUGAAAAAGGGCAUGAACACAAAUGUCAUGUUUAAAAGACACAGCGAGCAGGCGCUCGAGUCUGUUACCAAACUUCAUAACAUGCUUAGCACUUUACAAGCAGUGGUGCUACAACAGGAUACCUACAUAGAGGACCAGAAGCUUCUCCUGAGUGAGCGAGCCCUCACAAGAACCUCAUCAAGACCCAAUUCCCUGAUUGAGCAGGAGAAGCAGAGGAGUAUGGAGAAACAGCGGCAGGACCUGGCAAACCUCAAGAAGCAGCAGACACAGCACCUGGAAGAGAAACGGAAGCGGGAACGAGAAUGGGAAAUGAAGGAGAAGGAGCUGGGGGAGAGAGAAGCUCGGCUGGCACAGAGAGAAGAGCUGCUAAGCAAAGGCAUGCAGGACAUAGAGAAAGAGAAGAGUGAGCUGCAGGUCAGAAAAGAUGAAUAUCAACUCGACCUGGAGAGGCUGAGAGCAGCACAGAAACAGUUGGACAAGGAACGUGAUCAGCUAAAGAAAGACAUGGAAAAGGUGUCCAGUCAUCACGAGCGGGUAAGCCGGAUCCCCUCGCUUUCUCCCGGGGGAGAGAAAUGGUGCAAAUCCGGCUCAUCCAAACAAGAGCACUUAGUAUCAGAACUGUCUGUCUCACCCAAAAAGGACAGCUUGAUACGGACAGACAGCAAGCAGAAAGGAAAAGGUCACUUCCAUUUGCUUGGCACAAACCAUACUAACAAGUCCCCAGAGGGACCCACACCUUCCCGCCUCUUCAGUUUAUCCAAAACAAAGGAGAAGAAGGAGAAGAAGAAGAAAGGAAAAGGGAGCCGUUCUCCAAAUACAGAUUCACAUUGUGUUGAAGGAGUAACCCCGGAAGAGGAAAUCUUCUGCUGAUCAUCUUGGUCCUCUUGAAAUGUUUCCUGGCUCAGUUUGGGCGUCUCUAGGAUGCGACUGUACCCCGGUAUUGCAGCUCGGCUCACAAGGAGAGUCCUUUAUUAAUAUUAUUGGCUGUGGUAGCUGGGUGCUGGAAUCUACAGGGGUUGCCCUAUUAUUUGGCCUAGGGACACCUGCUUUGUACGGAUUACUGUAUCUGCACAUUGUGCAUUUGUGAGAGAAGCAGCUGGGCAAGGAGCACCGGGAUCUCGCACGUGAAUACACCAUGGUGGUCCCAGCACACGGUUAUUACAAGCGCUUGUAUUGUUCACUGAUAUUUCACGUAGCAUUUUCAGCUCAUUGAUUGGCAAGGAGUUUUUUUUUUAAAUCUGUAGUAUAUGCCUCCAUAAUGCUAGGGGUAACAGGGAGGUUCAGUGGGGUUAAUACAUGUGUAAAGUCUAUUUCAUUUCUAAAACUUGCCAAGUUCACCCACAGUUCCACCUCCUCAUGUAGAUCAAUGCUUGGAGGUGACACUAGUCCAGUUUCUGUCCCACCAGAGUCACAUGCUGAUUAGAAUUACAUUGUGCCUUGGAGAUCCAUUGAUUUCAUGACUGAAGUCCAGCAAUACCACUUCUACAAAUACCACUCAGUGAUGUAUAGGGAUAGCCAGCAACUAUGCAUCUGACAUGCUCUGGGCUCUGUAUAUAUAUAUGCUGCUAAAUACGCGUGGGGCUCAAGGACUUUGUGUCUUCAUUGGACCAUAAUGUAUAGGAGGAGCCAUAGAUGUGAUUCUAGAGGAAAUGUGGAAUCUCUGCAGUUUGCAAGUGCAAUUAAUGGCUGAAUGUAGUUAGUCUAAGUCCAUAGUAACAAGUAUUAGCCAGUGCAUGACAAUCACUUUGGUGUGUCGCAUCCCUUGCUCCGUACAGUCUUUAUCAUGGCUGAUGCAGUUUGUAUUGAUAGCAGUAUUAUUAGGGCUGCGCAGGCUGAGAGUGCAAAGCAACGAGUCGGCCCAUUCCCUUCACUGGAAGAAUUGAGCUUUGGUUUGUACCCACGGGUUUUACGAAUAAAGUUGCAAACAUAACAGGGAACUUUGAGUUAUUGGGACUUGCCUUUGCUUUCUGAGAUAAGGUCAGUCUAUCCCUGUAUAUAACCUCAAAGCACUUUACAAAUGGCCUUUUUAGCAAGUGCCCCAGUGUAGGGCAGGAGGACAAUCAUUGGGUCCCAGGAGCUGACAGUUGCCUUUAUGAUCCCUCUGAAAUGACAGACCAUAGCAGGGCGGGUAUCCAGGACAUGUUCCCGGCAGCGCAGAAGAACCAGGGAGUUCUUAUUGGUUGGUGCAACGAUCGAGGAGAUUUGCAAACUGGAGCUCAGAACCCGUGUUUCUAGUAUGUGCUGCUUUGUCACUCCAAGGUCCAAUACUUGUGGUUUAUAUUUAUUAGCCUCAAGGGGUCUCACCACUGUAAACUUGCUUUUCAACAUGGAGCCAGUAAUUGGGUUAAUGUGGAUAGCAGAACUCCUAAUAAGACUUAAACCCCAAUCAGAGAAACCACUGACAAUAACAAUAAAGGAUCAUGGGGCAAACUAGCUGCACAGCAGUAUCCUAUAGCAACCAGUCAACAGUUAGUACAAUCCUGUAGCAAUCAAUCGACAGUUAGUACAACCCUGUAGCAACCAAACAACAGUACAACCAUGUAGCAACUAAACAACAGUUAGUACAUUCCUGUAGCAACCAUUCGACAGUUAGUACAAUCCUGUAGUAACCAAUCGACAGUUGGUACAAUCCUAUAGCAACCAACCGACAGUUAGUACAAUCCUAUAGCAACCAACCAACAGUUAGUACAAUCCUAUAGCAACCAAUCGACAGUUAGUACAAUCCUAUAGCAACCAAUUGACCGUAUAGUACAAUCCUGUAGCAACCAAACAACAGUUAGCACAUUCCUGUAGCAACCAAUCGACAGUUAGUAUAGCAGUUGGAAUAAUGCAGUUUGUGCUGGAGUAAAGUUGAACCUGGCUACUCCAUACCCCCUGGCCUGUUGUACAUUGUUAUCCCAUUCUACUAGGACAGCACAGUACCGAGGCUGUAGCAACCAAACAACAGUUAGUACAUUCCUGUUGCAACCAUUCGACAGUUAGUACAAUCUUGUAGCAACCAAUUGACAGUUGGUACAAUCCUAUAGCAACCGAUCGCCCGUUAGUACAAUCCUAUAGCAACCAACCGACUUUUAGUACAAUCCUAUAGCAACCAACCGACAGUUAGUACAAUCCUGUAGCAACCAAUCGACAGUUAGUAUUGCAGUUGGAAUAAUGCCGUUUGUGCUGGAGUAAAGUUGCACCUGGCUACUCCAUACCCCCUGGCCUGUUGUACAUUGUUAUUAUCCGAUAGUAGUAUGGCGGCACAGUACGGAGGCUGUAGCCGGGGGGGAGGGGAUGAAAGCAAUGACCCUGCACUGAUGAAUGAAGGUUCGGGAGAAAUAUUCUGGGUAAUGCAGAGUUCACUUGACUGUGUUGUGAAGGUCCCUCUCUUAAAGCUUUAAAUGAAUUCUUUGAGCUUGACGCUACUUGUGACCACAACCAAAAAAACUUCAGAGGGAACGAGCACUUCGACUUAUUGUCCAGUCGGCCUCAAGCUCCACAGGGCAAUAUCCUGUGUUCUAAUUGGCUGGGAUCUGGUAGCCACUGAACAUGCAAUGCAAAUAGAAAGGGGCAGUAACGGGGGGGGGGGAAUCUAGUAGAGUUUAUUAUUCUUAGGGAUGAAACCAACUUCACGUAACCAUGAGUCAAUGUGUGACAAGCCUUCUUCACUCUGAUUGGGCCUCUGUCUCCUGCUGGUCAGGUGGUACAGGCCUAAUCCAAACCAGCUUCUCUUUUCUGCUUUUCUAGGGGACUUGAUGUGUUUUCUAUGUAAAUAGCUCAUUUUUGUAAUACAGCCAUGUUGAAAUGGGCCCAUUACAUUGUAUCAUUAAAAAAAAGGGGGGGAGGCAUUGGCUCUUGAACUAUCCAAUAACAGCUCAUCCUUGGCAACACAUAUCAAACUGCCAUGUUGAGAUUGGCUGGGGAACCGGCAGUUGUAUCCCUUGAAUUGUGCUCAGACAUAGGAUUUGGUAUCUUGUAAAUCACCCUAUAAAAUAAAGCAAAGCACUUUGUACUAGAGACAGUCCUGCUCUCACAUUAAGUGAAUCUGGGUUUGUUCAGACUCUUUUGUCCUUUAUUACUGACCGUAAAAUGGUUAAGUACAACAGGAGCGUUGGAAUUGUGAGUGUUUCUAUAACUACGACAUGUACAUGGGUCAAGGAAUCCUCUUCUAUCCUGUCUGUGCUAGAAAAAUUAAUGUAAGAAGUAGGGAUGCACCGAGUCCACUAUUUUGGAUUCGGCCGAAUCCUUCGCGAAAGAUUCAGCCAAAUACUGAACCGAAUCGGAAUCCUAAUUUGCAUAUGCAAACAAGGGGUGUGAAGGAGAUUUUUUUUUUAUUUCCUUGUUUUGUGACAAAAAGUCACGUGAUUUCCCUCAUCGCCCAUAAUUUGAAUAUGCAAAUUAGGAUUCUGUUCGGCCGGGCAAAAGGAUUCAGCCUAAUCCAACUAAAAAAGGCCACAUCCAGAAUCCUGGAUUCUGUGCAUCCCUAGUAAGAAGCCGCCUCUGUCGUGUAUGUGAUCAGGAGCCGGUUUUAGUAUACGGGGGGAAGGGCAUUUGCGCAGGGCCUCGAGCAUCCCAAAAAUCGACAUUAUUCCUUUGUGUAAUGACCUUGUACCUCUCGGCAGCAGCGAAUCCCCCACCUGAGAAGCAGCAGACGCCUUCCUAGAGAGUAGGUAAAGUUCAUGGAGGGGGUGUGGCUUAAUGUAAAUGGGGAGGGGUCAGGGAGAGGCUGUAGUUUCUGGCUUUGGAUCCUACAGCGUUGGGAGGUUUAAUGUGAUUAUGGGAGGGAUCUGGAGCAGAAUUCCUGUACUAAAUGUUAGUGGGAGACAUUUCCCUGGAUCCCCUGGUCUAACCUCAGCCCUGAUCUCUUACUAAGCACAAGUGCACUAGAUUAACUACAGAAUGCUCAGGAGGUUUAGAGCACAAUGUUUACCUCUGCUCUGUGUGUUUAUAUAUAAUGAUCUAUAUCAUGAGUGGUGUGUGCCCAGAGACUACAAGUCCCAGCAGCACCCUCUGCUCCAUCAGCCCCUCCUCUCUCUCCCGGCCCAAUGCUUUGUACUAAUGGAAGUUUUUCUAAAUGCUGUAAAGAAAUGGUAAAAACAAACAAAACAAACCAACCAUAAUUAUUUGAUGUUAAUGUGUAAUUAUGUACAAAGGAAACAAGUUAUAAGUGUAAGUAAUGAUUUGAUAUUCUGCAAGUUUACGUGUUAUACCUGCUUUAAUUUAUCUGUUCCCCCAGUUAUCUUGUAAAGUCCGUUUUCACAAAAUAAAUUCCAUUCUUUAUCA